Messenger RNA from Aspergillus ruber CBS 135680, 1536 nucleotides. RefSeq lists its product as uncharacterized. The record is from RefSeq and is a predicted model, not a curated record. The coding region runs from base 1 to 1536 and encodes 511 amino acids. NCBI's taxonomy places the organism in Eukaryota, Fungi, Ascomycota, Eurotiomycetes, Eurotiales, Aspergillaceae. The transcript is spliced from 2 exons.
AUGUUGAAACUUUCUCAAUUACUCGACGCAAAACGUCGCGAUAGUUCCGAGGCGGCGGCGGCUGCUGCUGCUGAUCCGUCGGCGAUUUCCUCUCGUCGCUCGAUUCAGUCGCCUGGAAUUACAGACUCCUCGACUCCCGUGUCGCCUGCUGUUUCGCUUUUCUCGUCUAAAGGCCAUGCGCGAGUCUCUAGCUCCGCUUCGUCUCUCGUCCCCUCUCCCGGUCAUGGCAACUCGAUAGAGAGUGCGACCCGAGACUAUGGUCUGACUGGCGUUAAAGAGGAACCAUGCACAGGUGAAGCAAGGGAUCUUGAACAGGAAUAUUUCCAGCACUUUGAUCAAGGCUUAUCCGUCGAAAACCCAUACUUCUCCGCCGUCGAUUAUUUCGGUUGCUACGAUCUGACCGAUGCCGGGAUGGAUAUCCCCCAUUCCCCCAAGAAGCGACGUCCCGAUAGUACUACGUCCACCAAGGGUCUUUCUCGCAUUAGCUCGCGCGUCUCAACCAUAUCCGGUCGUUGGAGGCCCCGACAGUCGGAGGAUGUAGACCGCGAUGCCCCAUAUCCGGAUGACUGGCGCUCUCGCACUAGCUCCGCUGCUUCAUCUGCCCUAGUCAAUCCGACUGGGUGCCCAGUUGCGCGCAUUGACUCUACCAUCAUCCCUCCCUCGCCUGCCCGGACCAUCUUCGAGGAACGCAUCAGUGAAUCGGGUAUCCGCCCAAUCGAUACUGAUAGUGCCAACCGCCAUUUCCUCGAGGAAGAGGGCGAUUCCACCCACCAGGCUAGCACUCCAUUGCUUCCGCCGUUUAUGGGCGACGAUCCAAUGGCUGCUGCUGUUGCGGGAGUGACCUCGCCGUUGGAAUCGCCAACCGUGGCGGACAUUUCGGAUGACGUAUUAAAUCUCGACAAUUGUGCCUCCGCCACUAUUCCAGCUUCAUGGAAACCAUCGAUCACAAUUCCCUCGCCGCCUUUAUCGUCCCAGCCGUCCAUGACCUCAUUCCACAAUCGUCCGAGCGCCAGUACGAUGCGCUCCGUUUCAGACGGACCAUCUCCCUUGUACAUUUCGGACCCCAACGAUGAGUGGGCCAACAAGCUGGGACAUGCGAAUUUCACUAUUUAUCCCGCACCUUACAUGCCUGAUUCCUGCACCAUGGAUUCUUUCUGCCAGUUGCGGGAAGACUGGGACCUUGCGCAAUGCAAUUUCACCAAACACCUUGUGCGUACUGGAGAACACUACGGUGUCACGUCAAAUAUCUACAAGCUGACUGAGGCCAAGUGGGACGCCACCAACCGUGAAUGGAAGCGCCACCACGAAGCUAUGCACUCACAACUCGAGGAGAUCCACGGGCCUACUUUGAGCUUGACCGAAUCUCACUUCGGUCCAUGCGACCAGGUCAAGAUCCCCCGUCUUCACGACGACAAGUUCCCAGAACUGGGUGAUGGCGAAAUUGUUGGUCCUAUGAAGACUCUCCCUUGUCAGCCGCGACCUUCUCUGAAGCGCAAUUUCUUCAAAUUCUUCCAGGAUCUGAUCGGACGAUCCUAA